Molecule: messenger RNA, 1837 nt
Organism: Hydra vulgaris (swiftwater hydra)
Lineage: Eukaryota; Metazoa; Cnidaria; Hydrozoa; Anthoathecata; Hydridae
Product: neuropeptide Y receptor type 6
Biological process (GO): G protein-coupled receptor signaling pathway
Cellular component (GO): membrane
Molecular function (GO): G protein-coupled receptor activity
Source: RefSeq, a predicted model, not a curated record
AUUAGUUUACUCUUUCCAGAGUUAACUAAUUUUUUUAGUUAGGUGUCACCAAUAAUGUUUAACAAAACAUUUGCUAAAGGAAAAGCACCGCCUAUUCAUUUGGCUUCUAUGAUCGGAUAUUCGGUUUUAUUUUUUGCAACUGUUGGUACAAUAGCAAACAUCCUUGUCUUAAUAGUACUUUCGCUUUCUAAGAAAAGUCGCACGUCGCAUUACAAACGCUUAAUAUCCCAUUUAACGUUGACAGAUCUUUUAUGCUGCGUUCUACUUUAUCUUUAUGUUCCAGUGGAACUAUUUCGACACAAUUGGCAAUACGCUAAAAGCUUGUGCAAAUUAAUAUAUCCAGGAAUAACACUUUGUACAAAUUUAUCGGUAGGAACUAUACUAAUGAUAACACUGGAAAGAUACCGAGGUGUUAUACUUCCUCAUCUCACACCAUGGCGCCGAUACAACGUAUCAGUAGCAUUAGUUAUUGUUUGGAUAUUCUGUUUAAUAAUUAUUAUACCAAACAUAGCAACACUUAAAGUAUUACUAUACGAAGAUAAACAAUAUUGCAACGAACACUGGCAGAGUAAACUUUUGCAAAAAGUUUAUGGUAUAUCAUAUUUUUGCUUAUCAUUUUUUCUUCCUUUCUUGGCUAUAGCAAUUAUGCACGGACACAUAAUGUAUCGUUUAAAAAACAAAGAGCUUUUGCCAGCAAACAUCAGUUCAUGGAAUCAAAAGAGCCAAAACAGGAUAACAAAAGUCCUUACCACUGUGAUAUUUGGAUUUACUAUAUGUAUAUUACCAAACAAACUUUUAUACCUUGUUUGGGAUAUAGCGCCAGAACUAGAAAAAAAAAGCAACGCACGUUUUUACUUAAGAACAAUACAAAUACUGUAUUGGUCAAGAGUGGCAAUUGAUCCUCUGUUGUACUGCUUUUUAGACACUCGCUUCCAAAAAGAUCUCAUUAACAUGAUGAAAAAAAUAGGAGCACUGAAUAUUAUGGAGGUGGAAAUGAAAAAGACAAAUAUAUCAGUUUUAACGAGUGUGAGAUUGGAUUCUUUAAAAAUAAGAAGUGAAACGCUAAAAAAAUACGAAAUAGAAAAUAACGACGGAGUCGAAAAAAAGAAUGAAACUCCAAUAAUAAUAGAUAAUCCAAUUAAAAACAUUUAAGAGUUGAAAUAUCGAACGAUAUAAAACGAAUCUCAUAGAAAAGAAAUAUAAACAUAAGUUGCACUAAGGAUAUUUUUUUCACAAGAAUAAUUUAGAAAAUAAUUACUUAUUUAAAUAUAUUGUCAAGAAUCAAGUGUAAGCAACGGGUAAAUAAAUUGGAAGUAUAGAUUUUUUCUUUUUUAAAACUUAUGGCGACAAUCAGUAACAUGAAAUCAAGAAUGAAUAAUUUACUAUUACUAUCGCACAAUAAAGAUCAGGUACAUCAAAACAACAAUAAAUUAUUCAACUACUGUACAUCAAAACAUGUUUGUUGAAAACAAAAUUGUUGUUUGUAUACUUUUUUAAAAACUUUUAGACCUAUUAUCGUAAUUUUUAUAAGAAAAUCAAGAAUUUCUUUUUAACUUUCUAUUUUUCAAAAACCACGUUAGUCACGAAACGUUUUGGACUAAUUUUACGCAUGCCUUUCAAGAAUAAAGAUUUGAAAAUAAAAUGUUUACAUAAAAAUUUGAUUUAUCAGAGCUUCUGAUGCUACACCUCUUCAAGACUUUUGGCGUCCUAACGAGAAUAACGACGCCCUAAACUGCAGACUUUAUUUUGUUGGAUCUUUUACAUUUACAGAAACGCCUUAAAACUAUAAAUAACCUAUAAUAUAAAAUAUAAUAUAUAAUGUUAGUUACUGAGACUU